GAAGUCAUCAACGUAGGAGGCGCGGAGUUUUUUUUUUUUCCCCAUCAAGCUUUAUUGAUCAUAUCUCGUAAUCGUAUUUAUAUUGUACCUCUUGCGCCGUGAGCACAAGACGGAGAGCAGCUAGAGGAUGUUUUACCAUAUAUCACUGGAACAUGAGAUCCUGCUACAUCCCAGGUACUUUGGCCCCAACUUGCUCAACACGGUGAAACAGAAGCUCUUCACUGAGGUAGAGGGGACCUGCACAGGCAAAUACGGAUUUGUUAUUGCCGUCACCACGAUUGAUAACAUUGGCGCAGGGGUAAUUCAGCCAGGGCGAGGCUUUGUGCUGUACCCUGUAAAGUAUAAGGCUAUAGUCUUCCGUCCCUUUAAGGGUGAAGUGGUGGAUGCUGUGGUUACUCAAGUAAACAAGGUUGGAUUGUUCACAGAAAUUGGGCCUAUGUCCUGUUUUAUUUCCAGACAUUCCAUCCCAUCUGAAAUGGAGUUUGAUCCAAACUCCAACCCUCCCUGCUACAAAACCGUAGAUGAGGAUGUGGUCAUCCAGCAAGAUGAUGAGAUCCGGUUAAAAAUUGUAGGAACCAGAGUGGAUAAAAAUGACAUUUUUGCGAUUGGCUCUCUGAUGGACGAUUACCUUGGUCUGGUCAGCUGAUGGGAGUUUGCCUGGACUCGUCGUCAUGUGCUGUGGACUUCCAGUAGAUUCCUGUAUUAUAUUUGCAGCCGUGGCAGGGCCUGAGGUCUCGUCUGCUUGUGUACAAAUAUUCUUGUUAUAUUUUGUUUAAUAAAAUGAUAACUCCUCA
Molecule: messenger RNA, 794 nt
Organism: Bombina bombina (fire-bellied toad)
Lineage: Eukaryota; Metazoa; Chordata; Amphibia; Anura; Bombinatoridae
Gene: POLR2G
Product: RNA polymerase II subunit G
Exons: 8
Coding region: 128-646 (172 amino acids)
Biological process (GO): positive regulation of nuclear-transcribed mRNA poly(A) tail shortening; positive regulation of translational initiation; DNA-templated transcription
Cellular component (GO): P-body; RNA polymerase II, core complex
Molecular function (GO): translation initiation factor binding; single-stranded DNA binding; single-stranded RNA binding
Source: RefSeq, a predicted model, not a curated record